AUAUCGUCUACCUCCAUGGGGAUCUGGAGCUGAAGAUUAUCGAGGCUCGAGGGUUGCCAAAUAUGGAUUUAAUUUCGGAGCGCAUCCGUAGAUUUUUAACGGCUCUGGACUGCCGGAAACCAGGAAGGGUGACGACACAUCGCCAUGCUGCAAAGAUAAUCACCAGCGACCCUUACGUCAAAGUGUGCCUCGCCGGCGCCACGGUGGCGCGCACUCGAGUGAUCCCGAAUUCUCAGGACCCCAUCUGGGACGAGCACUUCAAGAUGAUCCCUCUGGCUCACCCUGUCCGCGAGGUCGAAUUCCAGGUGAAGGACAACGACGUGUUCGGGGCGGAUUUCAUAGGCGUGGCAAAGGUCUCGGCCCGGAAGGUCGUGUCGGGGGAGGUCAUUGAAGAAUGGUUCCCAAUCAACGGGGCUUGCGGGAAACCUCCAAAGCCCAACACCGCCAUCCGGCUAUGGAUGAAAUUCACCCCAUUCCACCACAACAACCCCCUUUACCACAAAAGCUAUGGAUUGAAAGAGAGCUACUUCCCGGUGAGGCACGGAGGUGCAGUGACGCUUUACCAGGAUGCACACACGGCCGGCUUGGUACCGGAGAUCGUUCUGGAAGAGGAAAAGCGUUUUCGACACGAAAACUGUUGGGAAGACAUUUGCCAUGCCAUUCUCGAAGCGCAUCACUUGGUUUACAUAGUUGGGUGGUCCAUUUAUCACAAGGUGAGGCUUGUGAGGGAGCCCACGAGGCCGCUGCCUAACGGAGGGAAUUUGAACCUCGGAGAGCUGCUCAAGUACAAGUCCCAGGAAGGAGUUAGGGUGCUCCUUUUGGUUUGGGAUGACAAGACUUCUCACAGCAAGUUCUUCAUCAACACGGUGGUAGGGACACUUUAUACACACCAUCAGAAGUGUGUAAUUGUUGAUGCACAAUCACAAGGAAACAAUAGGAAAAUAACAGCUUUUAUUGGAGGUCUAGACCUAUGUGAUGGACGAUACGAUACCCCCCAGCACAGAUUAUUUUCUGACCUUGACACAGUUUUCAAGGGUGACUACCACAAUCCUACAUUCCCAGAAGGGGGAGUAAAGGGACCAAGACAGCCAUGGCAUGACCUGCAUUGCAAGAUUGAAGGGCCUGCUGCAUACGAUGUUUUCAGAUCCAUAGACUCAGGAUCUUUGAAAGGGUUCCCUAAAGAUGUUCAAACCGCCAAUUCGCAGAAUCUAGUUUGCGCAAAAGAUUUAGUUAUUGAUAGGAGCAUCCAAAUGGCAUACAUCCAAGCAAUAAGACGAGCCCAGCAUUUUGUUUACAUUGAAAAUCAGUAUUUCCUCGGAUCAUCAUAUGCUUGGCCUUCUUACAAGGAUUCAGGUGCGGAUAACUUGAUCCCAAUGGAGCUUGCACUUAAAAUUGCAAGUAAAAUUCGGAAUAAAGAGAGAUUCACAGUCUAUAUUGUAAUCCCGAUGUGGCCUGAAGGUGUUCCCAAUUCUGCUCCUGUUCAAGAAAUCCUUUAUUGGCAGAUUACGGCUUCUCAGAAAUCCGGGAGGUUCAUGAUCUAUGUGCACGCCAAGGGAAUGAUUGUCGACGACGAGUAUAUCAUCUUGGGCUCUGCUAACAUCAACCAACGAUCAAUGGCUGGUUCGAGAGACACAGAGAUUUCCAUGGGUGCAUAUCAGCCCCAUCACACAUGGGCAAGCAAGCAAACACAUCCCCAUGGCCAGGUUUAUGGUUACAGAAUGUCACUCUGGGCAGAGCACAUGGGGAUGAUAGACCCUAUAUUCAACGAGCCUGCAAAGUUAGGGUGUGUUACCUUUGUCAACAAGAUUGCACGAGAUAACUGGGAGAGAUACACAGCUGCGAAGUUUGCCCCGUUACAGGGUCAUCUUCUCAAGUACCCUGUGGAAGUAGAUUGCGAUGGAAAAUUAAGCCCUCUGCCAGGAUAUGACAACUUCCCAGAUGUUGGAGGCAAAGUACUUGGAGCUAGAACAACCCUUCCUGAUGCAUUGACCACUUAAACCAGUUAAAUCACCAACUAUUUUUCUCAUAUCAAAUUUUUUGUGCACAUUUUUUUAAAACUGUUUCUGGUAAUGUACAAUAUCAGAAGAAUCAGCAAUUACAAUCAUCAAAUAGAAUAAUCAAUCAUUUGUUCAUACGUCUGUUCAUUUGUUUAGAUCCUUACAUUAUGUUAUCAAACUUAACAUGUUCCACCAAAGUCUAGCUAUAUUCUUGGUUAAAAAUUACAUGUUGUAUUCAUAAAUAACAUAUGAUUUA
Cuscuta campestris is the source of this 2253-nucleotide messenger RNA. NCBI's taxonomy places the organism in Eukaryota, Viridiplantae, Streptophyta, Magnoliopsida, Solanales, Convolvulaceae. The record is from the annotation of a GenBank genome assembly.